Papilio xuthus (Asian swallowtail) is the source of this 2719-nucleotide messenger RNA. RefSeq names its product hemicentin-1-like. Bases 398 to 2674 code for a protein of 758 amino acids. The transcript has 14 exons. The record is from RefSeq and is a predicted model, not a curated record. NCBI's taxonomy places the organism in Eukaryota, Metazoa, Arthropoda, Insecta, Lepidoptera, Papilionidae.
CAUCUUUUGUCAGAGAAAGCGCGUCUGGUACACGAGUGGAUGCUGCGUACCAAAAUGAUUGUGACUUUACGUAUUGUAAAAAUGUUUGGUGCAAUUAAUAUUUAAAUGUUGGUUUUAUUUAUGGCGUAAGAAAAAGCGUGAAAUCUAAAAGUGAUCAAUAAGUGUCUUAAAACAUUGAUUUCUUAAUUAAAAUAAAUGUGUAUAUUUGGUUGACUGGAUGGAUUUACAAAAGUGUGCUAAAAAAUUACUCGUGUAUCAAUUAGUUGUAAAAUUCAGUUCUUUUUUAUAGUCUAAUGAAACGAGUAUUAGGAAUCAUUAAUUCAUUAAUAAUAAACUCAUAGAAUUUAUCAUUAAAUCUUAAAAAUGAACUAUAUUUAAAUAAUUAGUUGAGUAAUGGAUGGGCCAUAGAAUGAGCGUCUGCCAGGCGCUUAUAUAUUUUAUACUAAUUUUGACAUCUGUCUACGCCUUUAUAAUCGGAAUUGAUGGACCAUUAUUACAUCAAGUAGCUUUAGAAGACGACAACACAACUUUACACUGUGAUACAACUUCUGGAAUAAGUGAAGACGAACUUUCUUUACUUGUAUGGUAUAAAGGAGAUGAUUCUAUUUACAGUUACGACGCUCGAAGUAAUAAUGAAUGGUCCAGUCAAACAUUUAAUACUAGCGGUAGAUUAAGUAUUAAUAUAAAUAAACGUCCUACACCGCUGUAUAUUACAUCUCUGAGAGCAGACGAUGAGGCUCUGUAUCAUUGUAGGGUUGAAUUUUUACUCACCCCUACAAGAUAUACUGGAGUCAAUCUUACUGUUAUAGUGUUACCUAGUAAGCCAUUCUUUCUUGAUGAGAUGGGAAAUAAAAUAGAAGAUAAAAUAGGACCAUUCUUUGUAGGAGAUACUUUGGUGAUUAAUUGUCUUGUGAUUGGAGGCAGGCCUCCACCGCAUAUAAGUUGGUACAAUGGAGAAGUUCUAGUGGAUGCUACUGGCAGUGAAAGUGAUAUACCAAAUGUGCGACAGAAUGAAUUGUACCUACCAAUUACGAGGAAUACGAACAGAAUAACGUGUAAAGCCACGAACACUUUACUUUCUGCUCCCAUUUCGUCGUAUGUAGAUAUAGAGAUAUACCUGUCUGCUAGUAAUGUCUCGAUACACUGGCUUCAGGACAUUGAAAGUAAUACACUUAAAGCGGGAAAUAAUUAUGUUGUAAAAUGUAUAGCAUAUGAAGUGAACCCGUCGCCUGAUAUAGCUUGGUGGUUGAAUCGUAAACAUCUAACUCAGUACAGUAAUCAGACUUGGAACCACAUGACCAAGACAGCAGAGUCACACCUUCAGUUAACACCUACAAUAAAAGACGAUAGAGCGACAUUGGCGUGUGUUACCACAAAUCCUGCCAUACCACCGGGAAAGAAUUCAAAAGCUGAUGUUAUAACAUUAAAUGUCACAUAUGUUCCAAUAGUGGAAGUAUUAACAGUAGAAACCAGUAAAUUAAAUGGUGUCAUAGAGAAUGAUACAUUUCGAUUAAUUUGUGAAGUCGACGCGAAUCCACGCGCUGAUAGAUUUAUGUGGUAUUAUAAUAAUACGAAUAUCCAUGAAAACGUUGGUUGGCAAGAUUAUAUAUUUGGAAAUAUAUUAAUAUUUAAAAAAACUUUUAGAAGACACACUGGACAAUAUUCUUGUUCAGCCAAAAACAGUAUGGGGGAAGGCAAAGCUGAAGGAGUAGACAUUACUGUAUUUUAUCCACCAGAAUGUACUAACAAUGGAGUAUCACUAAUUAAUGAAAUAAUUACCUGUCAAGUAAGAUCUGUUCCGGAUCCCAAUUCCUUUACGUGGUACAUACGCACAGAUUCACAGUUCGAAAACCUUACAACACAAUCUCCUUCAAUAUCACUUAAUAUAAUAACGAUUUCAUUAACGAAAACAGCUAAUAUUACGUGUGAAGCGAACAAUGGUGUUGCAAAACAACAAAACCUAUGUACUAAGGUUAUAAGUUUUAAACAUUUAAGACCGCAAGCACCACUGCAAUGUGAUCUAUCGUAUGAAAGAAAUCAGUUCCAGAUACAUUGUAUUCCAGUUGAAAAUGCAACACAUUACGAAAUUACCGUAUGGCGAAUGUCAACCAGUAAUGCAUCUCUGAUACUGAAUCAUAAAAGUGCAAUGGGAUUUGGCGCACAAGCUCUUAUUCGGAAUGCUGAUGAAGGGUGGCGUGUUGGUGGCCAACUUGGGACUCUUAAUGAAGGUGACGAGGCGGGUACGGCCGCGUGUAAUCGAUAUGGUUGUUCGGAAAUAUUAUUAUUAAGACCUACUGAGAAGUUAUUAAACGCCGCGAAACUACCUUGGUGGUAUUUUUUCUUAGAUAAAGACGUGGGUAUGAUAGUUGGCGGUGUCCUGCUGGUGGUAGUGUUCGUUAUAUCAACUGCUAUAGCAGUUUGUGCAGCGAGGAGAUCCCGUGUGAAGCAGCCUGCACCUGUCAUACAAGUCGUGGGGAUUGAUGAUUUCACGCGAGAAUUUCUGAACAGUACCAGAGAUUUGAAGGCGCGCUCAUCUUAUAGCCUGCCGUCCCGUAACAGCAACUACUUUGAUACAGAAGAGGUUGGCUUGACACAGUGGCGCCACCUGCCUCUCAUACAUGAUCCACCACCACCUGACGUCACACUCACCAGGCAUAGAGAAAGUGCUGUUUAGUAAAAACGACUUAACAUAGAAUAAAGUAUUAAUAAGAUUAAAUAA